Molecule: messenger RNA, 429 nt
Organism: Penicillium paradoxum
Lineage: Eukaryota; Fungi; Ascomycota; Eurotiomycetes; Eurotiales; Aspergillaceae
Exons: 1
Coding region: 1-429 (142 amino acids)
Source: RefSeq, a predicted model, not a curated record
AUGGGUGUCGGCCCGGACAAACCCUUGACAGAGAGUUUUACACCGAUGAGUCUGUCAAGCACACCUCUGGAAUCGAACUUUUUCUCUCAUUUUGAUCGCCAAGGUAAGACCCCUUUCAGUCCAAUUAUCGACAUUAAUCUCUCUUUUCUUGAGCCUCUCUCUGGACUACAUGCACCCGACGUCGCUCCUACAGGCCAUGAGAUCCGUCCCGAAGUCCCGCGGCUCCCUUCCCAGCGGCUCGACAGGCCACAGAUAUCAAAUAGCCAUCGCAAGAUCGGGCCAGAGACUCAAUUCCUAAAACAGUUUAUGGAUAAUGUUUUAGAGCUUAAAAUCGACUUCAUUCAGGACACGCUGGAAGAUCCCGUUGCCUUUGGCCCUGUCCCACUACCCCGGUCUCAUAUGGGACCAUCACCUCAACUCCAGUAUUGA